AUGGUGCCUAAAACCGCUAUUACACUAGCUGCUGCAUUUUCUGCUGUGGCAGCAGCGGCAGCAUCUAUUGAAAAAAGGAUAACUGGAGGAGAAGAAGCACAGGAAGGAGAGUUUGGACCCAUCGUUAGUAUCCAGUCGCAGAAUGGUCAUUUUUGCGCCGGCAGUUUAUUGGAUAGCACUACUGUUCUUACUGCUGCUCAUUGCGCCAGCAACACUUACGAUGAUGACCGACCUGUCAUUGCGAGGGCAGGAACGCUAGACCCGAAUACUGGAGGAGUAGAGGCAAAAGUCGUAGCCGCUCAUAGACCUGACCAUGAUAAAUUGAAUCUUACAGGAGAGUAUACAGAGGCUUACUGGCUUAAUGACAUUGCCAUCUUGAAAUUAUCAACUCCGAUCGAGAAGAGCGACAAAAUUGGGUAUGCGACGCUGCCAGCGGACGGCUCGGACCCCAUGGCCAAUUCUACCGCAAUAGCCGUGGGCUGGGGCACACAAGGUGCGAUUACACCUGUCCAGCAUGGCUGGGUAGCUAGUAAACUUAGCAAGGUCACCAUUCCUAUUCACGCACGGGAGAAGUGUUCGAAGCUGGAUUCGGGUGCUGCUGGUAGAGACACAAUAGUAUGCGCGGGUGGAGAUGGCAAAGGUAUAUGCAAAUUUGAUAGCGGUGGUCCUCUUAUUGACCAGAAAAUGGGAGAUUUGAUCGGUCUCUCGUCGUUCGGAAUAGAGGACGCAGAAGGCAACUUAUGUAACCUGGCUCCCGCAGUGUUCACCAGAGUCAGCAGCUACAUUCCUUUUAUUAAGGAAUAUCUUGGGGCGUCUGGUUAUCCUAGUUCUGAGGAAUUGAGGAUAAGAAAGGCCACCACGGAGGUGGGGAAACAUUGUAACCGGUUCCUUAACGACGCGAUUGCCUGUCGGGCCGCAGCAGGUCCCUGCAUAGCUGAAUGGAAACCCGACACAACUACUCAGGAGCUCCGCCAAUGCGUUGACAGAAUGCAAAUUUGUGCUGACCAACGGGAGCCGGGCAAACACGGUCAAUGCAUAAACAAUGCAAAGAUUUGCAUUGGACAGGAGGAUAUGACUCCCGGGGAUCUCGACGUGCUUGCUCAGUGUGCCAAGAAGGACCUCUAA
Molecule: messenger RNA, 1125 nt
Organism: Metarhizium robertsii ARSEF 23
Lineage: Eukaryota; Fungi; Ascomycota; Sordariomycetes; Hypocreales; Clavicipitaceae
Product: Peptidase S1/S6, chymotrypsin/Hap, active site protein
Exons: 3
Coding region: 1-1125 (374 amino acids)
Biological process (GO): proteolysis
Molecular function (GO): serine-type endopeptidase activity
Source: RefSeq, a predicted model, not a curated record